Messenger RNA from Exophiala spinifera, 1725 nucleotides. RefSeq lists its product as uncharacterized. The record is from RefSeq and is a predicted model, not a curated record. The coding region runs from base 1 to 1725 and encodes 574 amino acids. The transcript is spliced from 4 exons. Gene Ontology annotation, molecular function: FAD binding. NCBI's taxonomy places the organism in Eukaryota, Fungi, Ascomycota, Eurotiomycetes, Chaetothyriales, Herpotrichiellaceae.
AUGUCUUGCUCCGAAAAUCGAUUCGAUGUCUUGAUCGCUGGUGCUGGCCGGCAGGAUUGCUUAUCGGCUUGGGCCUGCAGCGGAUGGGAAUCAAAACAUGCAUUAUCGGUCGGUGAGCGCCUUGUGAAAUCCGAAGUUCCGAUGUACGGACGUGCGUGCACACUAUAUCCUCGGAGUCUGGAAUACCUUGAUCAAUUCGAGCUUCUGGAUGACAUGAUUCAAGAGGGGUUCAUUGCCCGCGGAACGGUCAACUUCGAUAAGAAUGGAGUACGAAACGUCGACAGAGGUUGGCAGGGUAUCUUCCAUCAUUCAAAGGAUUCGUACUUCUCCUGGCUGUUAAACUUGCGGCUGAAGUACUCCGAAGACAUCAUUCGCGAGCAUUUUAUCAGACAAGGCGGUUCGUACCGCGAUGGGCUAGAACUGACGAGUUUUGACCACGAUGGAGCGGCCACGAAGGAGUACCACCAAGCUCAUAUCAGAGACGUGCGCACAAACCAAAGCCAGGUUUACGAAAGUCGCUUCCUGAUCGGUGCAGACGGUGCCCAUUCCACCACACGCCACUUGGCUAAGAUAACCACCCAAUCUUUUGGCUCCCCGACUCCCAUAAAAUGGGUCCGGAUGGACGGCGUGUUCAAGACGGACAUGCCGGACCAGCACCUUGGAUUUGGGUCGCUCGAGUCUCCAACACAUGGCAAUGUCCUGUGGGUCACUCUAGAUCAUGGCCGGUCACGUAUCGGCUUUGCUUUAAGCCCCGAGUUGCAGAAGAAGUACGGGGCUUCCAUGACCGAAGAGCAGGUCGUGGUCGAAGCACAUGAAGCUAUGAAGCCCUUCAAGGUGGAGAUUGCUCAAGUUGACUGGCACACAGUCUAUGGGAUACGACAGGGACUGACAGAUCAGUACAUCAAGAACCGCGUCGUCUUGGCUGGAGAUGCGUGCCAUGUCCACUCCUCUGGCCUGGCACAGGGUAUGAACACUGGCAUUCACGAUUCGUUCAAUCUAUGCUGGAAGCUGGCUGGCUAUCUCAAGGGCUAUCUCAAUGCGGAAGUGUUGCAGACGUAUGAAACCGAAAGGCGCGCCGCAGCCAAUACUCUCAUCAACAUCGACCGUGUUGUAUCGGAAUUGAUAACGGGUACGGUUCCGCCAGAGCUCGCGGGCAAUGGCGGCGGCGCAGACCCCAACGCUCUACUGACACGCCACUUCGAAGAGUCGAUCGACUUCACCGUCGGCCUCGGGGUUCACUACGCUGUCAACAUUCUCAACAGGAGCUCCACUGCUAGCAUCGUUCAAGCAGGCCACCGACUUCCCGAUGUGUUGUUUCACAAGCCCGGACACAGUAUUCCAACACGCCUGUACGAACUGCUUCGGUCCCGAGGCGAGUUUUCGGUCUUGGUUUUUACUGGUAGGCCUUGGCUCACGAAGGACACUCUUGACACGGUGCACGAGGCUUUUGGAUCUGCAGGAUCGAAAUUGACCAAGUCUACCUCAAUCCCGCUGAAGCAGAUCACAAUUAUGGCGGAUAGCAGCGCAUCGGUCUUUGACUCUCUAGGCAGACCGGCGUAUGGACAGGUGUAUUACGAUCAAAGUGAAAUUGCUUACGGUCGGUAUGGGAUUUCUGUCGAAGAAGGAGCAAUCAUCAUUGGUAGACCCGACAGCCUUGUCGGCGUCGCAUGUCGACUUUCGGAGGCAGAGAGCGUUCUGCACUAUUUCAAAGAGUUGGAGCCCUAA